AUGCAAGCUUCGAAAUCCAUCGAGAAAUUUCAUUCGCUUCCGAAUAUUAGAGAUGGGAUGAGCGAGGGGGACCUUCGAAAGUUGUAUAGUUUGUCCUUGUCUCAGAUCAGAAAACACGCUGAGUUUGGAGAGUAUAGUUACAAACCAGCUUCAUUUAACAUUCGCUGGAUAUAUGGCUAUAACCCGAAAGUUGGAGUUAUCAAUCUCAAGGACCAAGACAAAUCAGAUAUUUUCUACGCAGCGGGAAACUGUGGUGUUGUUUAUGACUGGGAAAAGCACCAGAUGAGAAUCUUACAGGGUCAUAAACAUGUUGUCUCACAUUUAGCAACGGAUGCGCAAGGCAAAUGGCUCGUUACAGGUGACUCGGGCCCUGAAAAUAUUAUCAUAAUUUGGGAUAGCGCCGACUUCUUUCCACAAAAGACAAUAUUCUCCCCCCACGGAAACAACAAACUCGCAAAGUUAUGCCUCAGCGCAGAUUCUAAAUAUCUCAUGACACUGGCGUAUCAAGAAACUGCAGUUUUGUACUGGUGGAUUUGGUCUUUCGGUUUGGACGUUCCGCACGCGACACUCGAUGUUGAUAUAACGUGCGAUGGCAUUCUGGAUAUGAGCUUCAAUCCGAACAACAGUCUGCAGUUUUUACUUUUAACUAAGCACGAUAUAUGGAUCGGAACAGCUAAGAAAAUAUUUGUCACCGAGAGAGGCAUCGUGAAGGAAACUGACAAUUAUGAGUUAAAGAUCCGACUGCCAACCAGGAAGGUGGCUUCCGAAGUGGGAAAACUUACUUGUUUCACGUUUGCGAAAAUCCAAGUUAUUGUUGGUACGAGUAAAGGCGCCGUCGUCAUUUACAGCGCGUCCGUGGGAAACGUUGACAGCGUGAACAUGAAUUAUGAAGACCUUAAAUUCAUAAAGAUCUUAAAAGUUGAACAAUAUAGGAUAAACGUUAUUCAAAACAUUGAUGGGAUUAUAGUAACUGGUAACGAUGGAGGAGAAAUCCAUUUCUACGAUGAACAGUUGAAGCUAUUAUACUGGAUACAUGGGUUUCAAGUGGAUUCAGUUCAGGGCAUCAGUUUUGAUAUGGUUCGCCGGAGCUAUAGAGUGUUGGACCCGAAAUGUAAUAAAGAGUGUCCAUGCUUUGAAAAAGUAAACGUUGGCUUAGAUCCCGACACGAAGCUUCCUCGUCAAAAGUUAAUGAGAAAGGCUAUUCCAUCGGACGCAACGACGGCGAACAAACCAUUUGUAGUCAGGGACUUUAUAUUAUGUACAUAUAAUGAAGGUGUCUAUUAUGUAAAUUUUACAAAUGAGACUCUUCUACCCGUGCUUGAUAACAAGAUCAUGUCUGCUUUGACGCUCUCAGUACAUCCUGAAAAGCCCUGUCUGUGUGUGGGUUACACUGACGGAAUCAUUGAGCUGUACAACUAUCUUCAACAUAAGUUAUUCGCGCGCCUCGAUCUACGUGAAUACUUCAGAGUAAUUAUACUUCCUGACGAAGAUUCUAUUGAAGGGGAUACAAUAAUUAAAUACCCAGAUCUCUCUGUCACAUGUUUGAAGUAUUCACCAUCAGGUCUACACUUGGCAUGUGGCCUCGAUACAGGUGAAUUGAUGUUCCUCGAUCCCAUUACAAUCAAUAUCCUGACGCCGAAACCUUUCCAAGAUACUAGUUACGCUAUAAAGGAAAUUAAUUAUAGCUGCGAUUCUCUAACUCUUGCGCUUGCUGACACAGGCCGCACUGUCUGCGUGUAUAAAUAUGACUGUGUGAAAUUUGAAUGGCAAUUCAUUGGCAAACACAGAGCUCAUUAUAAAGAUAUAUCCGCUGUCUUUUUUUUGCCUCAAAAGAACGAGAAUGGUGACUACAAAUUACUGUCACUUGGCGCAGAUAGAAUGAUGGUAGAAUAUGACGUUGGAGAGAGCUCGGAAGAAUAUUUAGAGAUACUAAGUUUGGACAGAAUCGACCAGAUGGCAGUUCCCUUGACAGGUAUCCCUUGGCCUACUCCUUCUGAUGUCGAUCAGGAAUGUUGUAGGACGGACGUACCGAUGAUUCUUGUAGCGACAGACGAGCACAAAUACAAAAUUAUAAACUACGCUACAACUAUGACUUUGUCCACUGUUCUUGGGCCUAGAUUUGAACAACCUGUAUGUAGAAUGGAACUUGUUACAAAAGAUGGCGCUGAUAGCGGUGACAAAUAUUUAGUUUUUGCCACCAAAAAUGUAAUUGGUCUUCAGAAAAUGCCCUUGGAUGGUAAUCCUUGGAAACACGCUGGUCUAUUAGGACACCCCUUACAGAUAACGGGUAUGUGCUUUCGUGAGGACUCUGGUACUCUAUUUAAUAUAGGAGCGAAGGACACCUGCGUAUACCAGUGGGCAGCAAAUUAUAGAUCUGUGGACACAACAACGAAGCAAGGCGGUGGAGAUUUGGACCCAUACUACUGUCUUGUAGAGGACGGAAGACCUGGUUGGUUAUUCCACGAGAUCAGAGAUUUGUUCUAUUACAUUCAGAUUCUCUGCCAAGGCACUUUUUCGCCGGAUAUGCGCCGCGUCAAAGAUUACAUACCGAUUGACUCAUUACCAGACAUGAUGAGAGCUUUAGGCUACUUUCCUUCUGAAUAUGAGGUGGAAAAUCUAUUAGUAGAAGCAAAAUUCAAGGUAUAUCAACGAGUUCCGUCAGCGGAGAUAGAUUUCGAAGAGUUUGUUAAAUUAUACAUAAACCACCGACCUGCCUUUCCUGAUAACGUCAGGAAAAUUAGAAAUGCCUUUCGACAUUUUGCUGCCCCCAACCAGAAAGAUGAAUAUGUGAUCAACCGCGAAGACCUUGUGCAACUGCUCAAUAAUUAUGGUGAGCUAGCUAUAAGUAUAAGUUCUUUUAACCUAUUAAAAUUUCCCAUUGCUACAUGUCUCUUCUUAAAUAUUAUAGAGGGGAACAUUUUUUCUCAAGAGUUGACAUAUUAUUUACUGUCUAUACUAUACGGAAAAUCGUUUGAGGACCGCGCGGAAGUUGAGGGAGAAGAAUUUGAUUUCCUUCCAGAGGAAAUAACUUUAUCGGAGCUGUUAACAAAUAUAAUUGGUGUUCAAGAUUCAGACAACUUUUCGGAUUACUCUACAAAAGAAACCCGAGCGUCUCAGAUUGUUUUGUCUUCAUCCGAAUCUGAGGACUAA
Molecule: messenger RNA, 3150 nt
Organism: Leptosia nina
Lineage: Eukaryota; Metazoa; Arthropoda; Insecta; Lepidoptera; Pieridae
Source: the annotation of a GenBank genome assembly